AUGGAAGAGGACACUUCUAACAACCACCGCCGCCACCGCCAGAUCAAAACCCUAGCCAAAGCAGACUCUCUCACCACUACCGACGGCAACACCGUCGCCAAUCUCCUGGUUCACUCCUCCGCGGAAGGCGGCGCCGACGUUGAGAAGUCGGAGAUGUGGAACGCCUUCAGCGAUAAUUUCGAUCAGGUGCAGGCGGUGUUGGAUCGGAACCGGGUCUUGAUUCAGCAAGUGAACGACAACCACCAGUCCAAAAUGCACGAUAAUUUGGUCAAAAACGUCUCCCUCAUCCAGGAAAUCAACGGUAACAUUAACAAGGUCGUUUCACUGUAUUCCGAUCUCUCUGUUAAUUUCUCCAGUAUGUGCCAUCAUCAGCGGAAUACCCCAAUUCAGUCCAAGGAUGGAGAUGGAAAGCUAAUGACAGCUGAAGAUGAACAAGAACAGAUUAGCUGA
Molecule: messenger RNA, 450 nt
Organism: Oldenlandia corymbosa var. corymbosa
Lineage: Eukaryota; Viridiplantae; Streptophyta; Magnoliopsida; Gentianales; Rubiaceae
Source: the annotation of a GenBank genome assembly